AGGCGGAGAUUGCGGGGCUUGAGGCAAAGAUGGAGUAAACAUCAGUUGAACCCAUUGUUUCUUCGUGUCUAUAUCAUAACUCCAGGCACAGAACUGAAUUCUGCGCAUCGCAAUCAUUAGUGACCACAUCAUAGUUCGAAAUCACAAAUAUGGACUCUUCCAGCUUGUUCAGGGUAGAUGGGAUGGUGGCCGCCAUCACUGGCGGAGGAAGCGGCAUCGGCCUGUUCAUGGCCAGAGCUCUGGCCGGCGCUGGCGCAAAGAGGGUGUACAUCCUAGGACGGCGCAAGGAUGUUCUUGAGAGGGCCGCAGCAGACCACAGCAAUAUCAGUCCUAUCGAAUGCGACGUCACAUCCAAAGACUCUCUCCAGUCGGCGGUCGACACCAUCACCAAGGAAAUCGGCUACGUGAACCUACUCAUCGCCAACUCGGGUGUAAUUGGGCCCGAGGGCCGCUUCAAUACUCAACUGUCCAUCUCAGAACUGCGCAAGACGUUAUUUGAGGGCGUCGACAUGGACGAAUUCACCAAGGCAUUUCAUGUCAACGUGACGGGCGCAUAUUUCACCAUGACGGCCUUCCUCGAGCUCCUAGACGCUGGCAACAAGAACGCGCUGAAAGGUGGCUUUGGUGCGCCGGUCAAGCAGGGCAGCGACGUCCAGUCCAUCCAGAGCCAGGUCAUCAUCACGAGCAGUAUUUCGGCAUACAGCCGCGCCGCACCUUCUACGCCGGCAUAUUCUGGCAGCAAGGCGGCUAUCGCUCAUCUGUCAAAGCAUGCCAGCACCAACCUGGCACCGUACGGGAUCAGGGUCAAUGCCCUGGCACCAGGCUUGUUCCCCUCCGAGCUAGCUGCCGGACUCAUUGGUAGCCGCGAUCCAGGUGCCGAGAGCUUCGAUCACCCGGCAUUCAUCCCAGCCAGGAAGUUCGGUGGCGAGGAGGAGAUGGGCGGCGCUGUCCUGUACCUAGCAAGUCGCGCUGGUUCGUUCUGCAACGGUUUAAUCCUGGUGAACGAUGGAGGAAGACUAUCAGUCAUGGCAUCUGAAUACUAGAAUUUGUAUCGCUUAAAGCAUGUGCUGAAGUACACUAUGGUCGAGUAGUACUACACGUUUGGAUACACUAGAUAGACAUGACUGGUCAUCGCAUCUUUGGACACGGCUUCUUAAAUAGUCUAAAAGAAAAUGAUUCUGCUAGUGAUGAGAAUUCUUGGAGGUCUCUAU
Truncatella angustata is the source of this 1211-nucleotide messenger RNA. RefSeq names its product short chain dehydrogenase. Lineage: Eukaryota; Fungi; Ascomycota; Sordariomycetes; Amphisphaeriales; Sporocadaceae. The record is from RefSeq and is a predicted model, not a curated record. The transcript is spliced from 2 exons. Gene Ontology annotation, molecular function: oxidoreductase activity. The coding region runs from base 150 to 1043 and encodes 297 amino acids.